Molecule: messenger RNA, 1103 nt
Organism: Cladocopium goreaui
Lineage: Eukaryota; Dinophyceae; Suessiales; Symbiodiniaceae
Source: the annotation of a GenBank genome assembly
UCCGACGACCCUGCUAUUUUAGUCUUAAGCAGUCCACCAUGCUGCCGCAGCCUGUGCGGGCAAAUGGCAUUCAAGGUUGCAUCUCGCAGCUUUCGGCGCCUGCCCACUCUCCGGUGCAACUGAUGUCGGGGCAUCCGACUUCGCUGCACUGGGGGCCUGCCUGGGUUGGCAGCUCUCAUCUUGGUGGACAGAUUGUGGGUGCAGCAGGAGCUUUGUUGUGCUCCCGUGAACUCGUGAAGCGCCGCCAGGCUGAUCGAGAAAGCUCAGAUGCGGAGAAGCGCUUGGAAAUGAUCCAAGCAGCCAUUCGACGCGGAGAGGCCAAAGCAGCACAGGGGGCUGAGGUGGCGGAGCCACGCCGGAUGACCCCGGAGGAAGAGGAGGUGCUGGGAAAGAUGUUCAUUCAGCCUGAAGAGAUGAUGGAGGCGCAGGAUGAGGCUUCAGAGCCUCAAGAGGAUCUUCACGAAGUACGGAUUCGGCGAACGCUAGAGUUCUGCCCCGAUGGCGUGCUGGCAUGGGAGAUUCUGCAAGAGAUCACAGCUUCGGGUGAAAAACCCGGAGUGGGAGCCUACGACCUCGUGAUUGAGGCAUUCUCACGGCGAGGUGCUUUAGAUGAUGCCCUGGCUGUUUUCAAGGCGGUUUCAGAUGCUGGGCUCCAGCACAGCGAUGCCAGCUUUGACCUCUUGGCCACGCCGGCAUCAAAGAGUGGUGAAUACAGAUUCGUAGAGAGGCUCUUUGCCGCGAAGGCUCAGGCCCAGCCGGAGGGAGAGAUUGGGCCUGCAUCGUUGGCCUUGCUGCUGGAUGCCUAUGCGAAUGGUUUGCCUAGUCAAGCUCAAAAGGCCCAGGCAGCCUUCCGCAGCGCGAUGGCCGUUGGGGAAUCUGCAAAGACCCCGCCAGAGGAGACGGCACCAGGCCAAGUCCUUCGUGCCCUCAAAAGAGCUGUUGGUCCUUCUGUAUAUCGCGACCUAACAAAAGAGUAUGGGCUUGACCCAGAUGCAGUGGAAGAUGUAUAAGCUUCUGAAAUACCGUGUAGAAUUGGAACUGGGAUGGCUUGCUUUUCACCUAGAUUCCAGACACGAGCCUCCACGGAAAAAUGAUUUCUCUCA